AUGGAGAAUGAAGAUUUCUCGAGGAGUGGUCAUGGAAAAGAAGAAAGCCGUCAGGAGAUGAGAAAACUUGAUUCGUCUCACGAUGAUUCUCAUCAAGAACACGACCAUAUAAUGAGAUCCAAGUUGGACUCAGCUAAAGUGGAAAUGGAGGAGGCUAAAGAGGAAAAUCGAAGGCUGAAGUCAUCAUUGGAUAGAAUCAAGAAAGAGUUUGAGAUCCUUCAAACACAAUACAACCAUUUAAUGUUACAACACGAAGACCAACUUAAGUUCACCUCAAAAAGUGAUCAUCAAGACAAAAACGAAGAUGAAGACGACAAAGAAAGAACUAGCGAGCGUGAAGAACUUGUCUUAUUAAGUCUAGGAAGACGGUUAGAACCACCGGUUCCAAGUAGCUCAAUGGCGAAUAAAGAAGAAAAAAAGAAAGAUGUCAUGGAUGAAACCGGUGAUGAGAACGAUCAUGAAAAAAGUAGUGACCAAGGGUUGAGUAUGGGAUUUGAAUACAAGGACUUGAGCAAUCAAGAAACGACGUCGUUGGAGAUUAGUAACAAUAAUAAGAUCCCAUCAGAGAAUAGUUUUGGGUUAAAAAAUGAUGGAAAUGAUCAUGAAGAUGAAGAAGAGAUUUUGCCUCAAAACCUUGUUAAGAAAACUAGGGUUUCUGUGAGAUCAAGAUGUGAGACACCGACGAUGAACGAUGGAUGUCAAUGGAGAAAAUACGGCCAGAAAAUAGCCAAAGGGAAUCCAUGUCCUCGAGCUUACUAUCGUUGUACCAUUGCACCUUCUUGUCCUGUAAGAAAACAGGUGCAAAGAUGUUCGGAAGAUAUGUCUAUACUUAUCUCAACAUACGAAGGAACACACAACCAUCCACUUCCCAUGUCAGCAACCGCCAUGGCUUCCGCCACUUCCGCCGCCGCCUCCAUGCUCCUCUCCGGUGCCUCCUCUUCCGCCUCAGCCGAUCUUCAUGGUCUUAACUUCUCUCUCUCCGGCAAUAGCAUCACUCCAAAAACUAAAUCACCUUUCCUCCAAACCUCUUCUUCUCCUUCUUCUUCAGGCCAUCCCACCGUCACUCUCGACCUUACAACCUCCUCCUCGUCGCAGCAACCGUUCUUAUCAAUGCUCAAUAGAUUCAGUUCUCCUACAAGUAAUGUCUCAAGAUCUAAUAGUUAUCCUUCCACCAAUCUCAACUUCUCAAACAACACCAACACACUGAUGACUUGGGGUGGUGGUAGUCAUAAUGAAUACCGUGCGGCUUACGGCACCCAUCAGCAAGUACCUUACCACAAUAUGAUUCAAACUCGAACAGCAGGGUCAUCAUUUGACCCAUUUGGAAGAUCAUCUUCAUCUUUUUCUUCAUCACACGCUACACAAACCAAUCUUGAUCAUAAUGGAAUCAAGAACAUUAUUACUCAUCAGGUGCAAUCUUUACCGGCUGAAACAAUCAAGGCGAUCACGACAGAUCCAAGUUUCCAAUCGGCUUUGGCGACUGCUCUAUCUUCCAUCAUAGGCGGCGAUUUAAAGAUUGAUAAAGUGACCAAAAGUGAAGCCGAGAAGAGCCCUUAA
Microthlaspi erraticum is the source of this 1557-nucleotide messenger RNA. The record is from the annotation of a GenBank genome assembly. Lineage: Eukaryota; Viridiplantae; Streptophyta; Magnoliopsida; Brassicales; Brassicaceae.